UUGCCCUCCUGGAAUUUACACAACAAAUGGAGGAAAGCAGAGUUAUGCACACUCUAGUGGCUCCAACAAUAACUGUUGGCUUUUUUAUUUGUAAUCAGAGAAGCCUGGCAACAGAAACCUUUUUUUUCCCUCUGGGCUUACGAGAACUGAGCCGAAGUGGGAAACGUUAUUUGCUUUUACGAAACAAUUUACUUUUGUGCAACCUGAAGAUGUGUCAAUCAAGCAAAUAAAGGAAGAAAGCCUUAUUUAUAAAAUUGCCUGCUUCUGAUUUCACUUUGUUGCUUCUCAGGCUGCACGAGGGAAAAAAAAAAUGAAGAUUUUGCUGCUGGGUCUUUUUCUACUUUUAUAUAGUAACUCAGCCUGGGCGAAAGAGAAACAUUACUACAUUGGGAUUAUCGAAACAACUUGGAACUAUGCGCCUGACAAUGGGGAAAAGAGACUAAUUUCAGUUGACAGGCAUCAUUCAGAUAUCUACCUUCAAAAUGGCCCAGAUAGAAUUGGAAGGUUGUAUAAGAAGGCCCUUUAUGUUCAGUACACAGACAGAACUUUUAGCACAAUUAUAGAAAAACCUGUCUGGCUGGGGUUUUUAGGCCCUGUUAUCAAAGCUGAAACUGGAGAUAAAGUUUAUGUUCACCUAAAAAACUUUGCCUCUAGGCCCUACACUUUCCAUCCACAUGGAGUAACUUACCAUAAGGAACAUGAGGGGGCCAUCUAUCCUGAUAACACCACAGAUUUUCACAAAGCAGAUGACAAAGUGCAUCCUGGUGAGCAGUACACAUAUGUAAUGAACGCCACCGAAGAGCAAAGUCCUGGUGAGGAAGAUAGCAAUUGUGUGACCAGGAUUUACCAUUCCCACAUUGAUGCUCCAAAAGAUAUCGCCUCAGGACUCAUCGGACCUUUAAUAUUCUGUAAAAAAGAUUCUCUGGAUCAAGAAAAAGAAAAAAAUAUUGACCAAGAAUUUGUGCUGAUGUUUUCUGUGGUGGAUGAAAAUCUCAGCUGGUACCUAUAUGACAACAUUAAAACCUACUGCUCUGAACCAGAGAAAGUUGAGGAAGAUAACGAAGAUUUCCAAGAGAGUAACAGGAUGUAUUCUGUGAACGGAUAUACUUUUGGAAGUCUCCCAGGACUCUCCAUGUGUGCAGAAGACAAAGUAAAAUGGUAUCUUUUUGGCAUGGGUAAUGAAAUUGAUGUGCACUCAGCUUUCUUCCACGGCCAAGUAUUGACUAAUAAGGGCUACCGUAUUGAUACAGUCAAUCUCUUUCCUGCUACCCUCUUUGAAGCUUUUAUGGUGGCCCAGAGUCCUGGAGAAUGGAUGCUUAGCUGUCAGAAUCUAAACCACCUGAAAGCUGGUCUGCAGGCCUUUUUCCAGGUACAAGACUGUAACAAGCCUUCAUCAGAGGACAGCAUCCUUGGGAAACAUGUCAGGCAUUACUACAUCGCUGCUGAGGAAAUCAUCUGGAACUAUGCACCCUCUGGAAUAGACACCUUCACCCAAGAAAAUUUAACAGCACCUGGAAGUGCUUCAGAGGUAUUUUUUGAACAAGGUCCUACAAGAAUUGGAGGAUCUUAUAAAAAGCUGGUUUAUCGUGAGUACACAGAUGCCUCCUUCACAAAUCAAAAGAAGAGGGGCCCUGAAGAGGAACAUCUUGGCAUCCUGGGUCCUGUCAUUUGGGCAGAGGUGGGAGACACGAUCAGAGUCACUUUCCAUAACAAAGGAACAUAUCCCCUCAGUAUUGAGCCCAUUGGGGUGAGAGUCAGUAAGGACAACGAGGGCUCCUACUAUGCCUCACAUCACAACCCCUCAAGUGGAAGUGUGCCUCCUUCAGCCUCCCAUGUGGCACCUCAACAAACAUUUACCUAUGAAUGGACUGUGCCCAAAGAAGUGGGACCCACUUACAAAGACCCUGUCUGUCUAUCUAAGAUGUAUUACUCUGCUGUAGAUCCCACUAAAGAUAUAUUCACUGGGCUUAUUGGGCCAAUGAAAAUAUGCAGGAAAGGAAGUUUACAUGAAAAUGGGAGACAGAAAGAUGUAGACAAGGAGUUCUAUUUAUUUCCCACAGUGUUUGAUGAGAAUGAAAGUUUACUCCUAGAUGAUAAUAUUAGAAUGUUUACAACUGCACCUCACCUGGUAGAUAAGGAAGAUGAAGACUUUCAGGAAUCUAAUAAGAUGCACUCCAUGAAUGGAUUCAUGUAUGGGAAUCAGCCUGGUCUCAGUAUGUGCAAAGGAGAGUCAGUCGUGUGGUACUUAUUCAGCGCUGGAAAUGAGGCUGAUGUACACGGGAUUUACUUUACAGGAAACACAUAUCUGUCAAAAGGAGAAAGAAGAGACACAGGAAACCUCUUCCCUCAAACAAGUCUUACACUCUUCAUGCAGCCUGAUGCUCAAGGGACAUUUGACGUUGAGUGCUUAACAACCGAUCACUAUACGGGAGGCAUGAAGCAAAAAUACACUGUGAACACAUGCAGGCAACAGGCUGAGCAGCCAAGGUCCUCCCAGGGACAGCGGACCUACCACAUCGCGGCAGUGGAGGUGGAGUGGGAUUAUUCCCCAAGCAGGGAGUGGGAAAAGGAGCUGCAUCACUUACAAGAACAAAAUGUUUCAAAUGCAUUUUUAGAUAAGGAAGAAUUUUACAUAGGCUCAAAGUACAAGAAAGUUGUAUAUCGGCAAUACACCGACAGCACGUUCAGAGUUCCAGUGGAAAGGAAGGCUAAAGAAGAACACCUGGGAAUUCUAGGUCCACAACUUCAUGCAAAUGUUGGAGACAAAGUUGUAAUUAUCUUUAAAAACAUGGCCACAAGGCCUUACUCAAUACAUGCCCAUGGGGUGAAAACAGAGGAUUCUAUAGUUACUCCAACUUUACCAGGUGAAACUCACACGUACAUAUGGAAAAUCCCAGAAAGAUCUGGAGCUGGAACAGAGGAUUCUGCUUGUAUUCCAUGGGCUUACUAUUCAACGGUGGAUCAAGUUAAGGAUCUUUAUAGUGGAUUAAUUGGCCCACUGAUUGUUUGUCGGACACAUUACAUGAAAAUAUUCAAUCCUAUAACGAGACUGGAAUUUUCUCUUCUGUUUUUUGUUUUUGAUGAAAAUGAAUCCUGGUAUAUAGAUGACAACAUCAAAACAUACUCUGAGCACCCUGAGAAAGUAAACAAAGAUGAUGAGGAAUUCAUAGAAAGCAAUAAGAUGCACGCUAUUAAUGGAAGAAUGUUCGGGAACCUACAAGGCCUCACAAUGCAUGUGGGAGAUGAAGUCAAUUGGUAUCUGAUGGGAAUGGGCAAUGAAAUAGACUUGCACUCUGUACAUUUUCACGGCCACAGCUUCGGAUACAAGCACAGGGGCAUCUAUAGGUCUGAUGUCUUCGACAUUUUCCCUGGGACCUUCCAAACUCUAGAAAUGUUUCCAAAAACACCUGGAAUCUGGUUACUCCACUGCCAUGUGACUGACCACAUUCAUGCUGGAAUGGAAACUACUUACACGGUUCUACCAAAUGAAGCGUCUUCUCUGACAUACAAGAUGAUAUGGAAUGUGAACUGUUCGUUUAUAGUCAUCGUGAUUAUGUUAUUCCAAAUAUCUACCAAGGAAUGGCUAGGCGUAUAAGAUCCUCUGAUGUUCGCAAUGGUAUGGUGUCAGGGGGCUGCAUCUUGGAUAAUCUCCAGAUGUAUUGUGAUGUGAGCUUGAAAAAGAGUUCCUGGAGAACCACAUCUGGGAGACCUGCCACAAGCUGAGCUUCCCAGAGGUCUACCAAGAGCUGAGGAAUCGUAUCUUUAUCCUUACCACAAAGCACCUUGAAAACAGUGAGAAAAGCCCCCACAUCCCAGAUCAAUAUAGUACUGAUAAGUUACAGCUAGUCUGAAUAACACUCUAUCACGUGGGCCAGGCAUUUAAUAAUUUAUCAUUAGCAUUAGUGCGAUGGCAGAGUAGAUUGAGACAUUUGAACAGAAAACCGAUUCUAGGUUGCAUGAAUGGAAUUUUUCUACAUACGUUCUUUUAAUCUGUACCUGUAUAAAUUUGUUAUGUGUAAGUCUGUUUUUUCAAUAAACAAAGGGAACCCCAGUCUCUUAUUCAGCUUCCCGUCUGCCACCAGUUUUAUCAGGCUAUAUCCAGAGCCAUUACAUUUUCAGAGUGACAAACCUUAAAGAAGGAAUCUGCUUCUUCAAUUCCAAUUUUGUUGUUCUUCUGUAAGCCCAGAACUGAAGCCACAAGCAGUCCGGGCUGAGUGUCCUUCAACUGUACUGCAAGUUCAGUGGGAAUGAUCUGUCCCCUUCUCUGUUGAAUCAAUAGCCGAGGUUCCAGGAUGAAGCCACAUACCAACUUCAUCUUCAGAUAAGCAAGAGAUUUGGGAUCAAAAUGUACACUGCAUUCAUCUUGAAAAUAUUUGCCAGUACAUUCAAGGUGCAUGGUUAAGCUAUUAAUACUUCAGUCUCAAUUUUUUCUUUAACUACAAAGUUCUCACUCUAAGAAGAGCAUCAUUGUUAAGUACCUUUAAAGAAGUUAUUAAUAUUUAAUUCACCAUCAGGAUAUCAUAUUUUUGUAGAGAGCUGUAUAUUUAUCUACCUAAUUUAAAAAUAACAUACCUUAAGUUUUUUCAAAAUUAUGGAAAGAAGAUUCAUCUUUCUAAAACUCUACUCUUCAAAGCAGAGAGGUUACCUCAACGUUGACUCACUCUCUUCAUCAUCACAAACAACAUGUCAUUUAUGCAGUGAAAAAGCACUUCUGCUCUCUUGUUUUAGAAAUGAAGUCAUACUGUGCGCGUCUGACCACAGGCAACGCAACAACAGGACAGGAGCACAGGAUCGGAAGCCAUAUUGCCUGCUUCAAAUCCUGGCUCAAGCACUCACCAGCUACGUGAUCUUGGACAAUUUACUCAACCUCUCUUUGUCUUAGUUCCCUCAUCUGUAUAAUAGGUGUAAUAAUAACAUCUAACUUAGGGCAUUGUUGCAAGAAUUAAAUAAGAUCACAUAUGCAAUGGGCUACUACUAGACUCCCAAGGCUUAUGGAUAACAUCCCACUUGCUGUACUAGAAUACACAUCACUCUGUUCUGUGUCACUGGACAUACCGUAUCCCUCACACUAGAUCAGACUGUUAGCUCGGGGCAGAGUUUGUAUAUUCUUUAGUACCAAGUGCUGUGCUUUGAACAUAGCUGACACAAAGUUGAAAGAUCUUUGGGUACCCAUUGCUACCAUUUACUAUUCUUAUUUCUUUUUUAUUUGCCAGGUCCAAAGCCCAAGCAUUCCCACUUUGGGUCACUUCUUUUCUAACAUUAAGUCUAUUUUCCCUUAUGAGUGAGAAAAAAAUGAACUAGACAGAAGCCAGAAGAAAGUUAAACACCUCAGGACUACCAGGUCCUGUAUCAGGGAACCAUACCUCUGGAUGGCUUUUCAUUUCAUUUCUGUGCCUGUCAAGAUCUCCCAUUUUCAGAGCCACUGCUGCUUUAGUCAAUGUCACUAAGAUCGACAAGAACCCAGAAGUAUCCAGCUUGCUUAGAUAGUUCAUGGCAGUUACCGGAUUAAUAUUCUUCAUAGAAGGACUACAGAGAAUAUGGGGCAGUUGUUUUGGCUCAGCCAUAUGGAACAUCUGAACCACUUUUGCUGCUAAUUCCUUUGGUGAGCAUGAAUAAGAAAUAAAAGGUCAGUUAGCCAAUAGAGAACAAAAAAUCAGCAAAAAAACCCAAAACAAAACAGAGAUAAAAAGCCAAGAUAGAAACAUUCCAAAUAAGAUAAAAUUGUAAGUAUUACGUUUGGAUUAAAAAAAAGACAAGGUGCAUGGUGAUAACGUGGGAGAUUUGAAAUGACCUGAAGUGAUCUCUUUGCUGAGUUAUAAUGAAGAAAAAGCAACGAAAAUAUGUACCAAGAUGGGGCGCCUGGGUGGCUCAGUUGGUUAAGCAUCCGGCUUCGGCUCAGGCCAUGAUCUCACAGUUUGUGUGUUCGAGCCCUGCGUCGGGCUCUGUGCUGACAGCUCAGAGCCUGGAGCCUGCUUCAGAUUCUGUGUCUCCCUCUCUCUCUGCCCCACCCCUGCUCAUGCUCUGUCUCUCUCUCUCUCAAAAAUAAAUAAACAUUAAAAAAAUUUU
Molecule: messenger RNA, 6066 nt
Organism: Acinonyx jubatus (cheetah)
Lineage: Eukaryota; Metazoa; Chordata; Mammalia; Carnivora; Felidae
Product: ceruloplasmin
Exons: 20
Coding region: 311-3595 (1094 amino acids)
Biological process (GO): iron ion transport
Cellular component (GO): plasma membrane
Molecular function (GO): copper ion binding; oxidoreductase activity
Source: RefSeq, a predicted model, not a curated record